AUGGCUGCACCGAGCGCCGUGACGAUGCACAACCUCAGUGGCAUCUGGGUGGUUAGCAAGUACCUCUCAGAUGACGCAGAGCCGUGUUACAAGCUCCAGGGAAUGCCAUGGGCUCUCCGGAAGUUCCUGUCACUCGUUACUAUUACUAACAGAGUCACACAAACGAGCGACGAAAAAGGAUGUACUCGGAUCAAAAUUUCCUCAACAAUAUCCGGUGGCUUUGAAUUCGACAUUGACCCAUAUAUACUAGAUGGCCGCGAGUCGUCUACAGCCCAAGGUUCCCAGCGCGUUCGCGCGCAUUGGAUCGAUUUUAGGUGUCCCAAGCUAGCGAGCUUCGGCGGUGGCUUGAUCGACCCUUAUUUAACCCAGGAUUGGCUUGAAGAUGCGAGCGCCACUACGUGGGACCAUGUGUACAUCUACAUACUAAAUGCGAGGGGUGGUUGGACUGCAGAGUAUGUUUGGGGCUUUGCCUUGAAGGAUGGUCAGCGACAUUUUGUUAAGAAGGUAUUGAUGAGGAAGGGCGAAUAUUCUAUCAGAAUGGCCAUUGUUCAUGACUGGAACGGGCCUCUACCACAUCCCGAUUAG
Messenger RNA from Annulohypoxylon maeteangense, 585 nucleotides. RefSeq lists its product as uncharacterized. The record is from RefSeq and is a predicted model, not a curated record. The coding region runs from base 1 to 585 and encodes 194 amino acids. The transcript has 2 exons. NCBI's taxonomy places the organism in Eukaryota, Fungi, Ascomycota, Sordariomycetes, Xylariales, Hypoxylaceae.